CGGGUCCCGGUGUGUUGGGCGACGGGAAGUGAGGCAGAGAAACGGGAAAUUUCUCGGCGUUCGCUGUUUAAAUUUUAACACCGUGUAUUCCCGGAGGUUGCGAAUUGUAAAUACCUUCAGUCUCCCGGCCUUAGUGACGCGCAGCGAGCUCGGAGACCAUGGCUUACCCAGGAUAUAGCGGGUAUGGAGGUUUUAGUGGACAUAUGACUGGAAUGGCAGGGCCAGGUGGACCGAUGCAUGCUGCUCCACCAGGUGCAUAUCAAACUUACUCUGCAUACUCUGGUUAUCCUGCUGCUUCAGUUGAUCCAAUGUGGAGUUACUUCACUGCAAUUGCUGGACAAGACGGGGAAGUGGAUGCUGAGGAAUUGCAGCGAUGUUUAACUCAGUCUGGGAUACAUGGCACCUAUAAACCUUUCAGUUUGGAGACUUGCAGAAUCAUGAUAGCCAUGUUGGAUAGAGAUAUGACUGGGAAAAUGGGCUUUAAUGAAUUUAAAGAACUGUGGGCAGCACUCAGUGGAUGGAAACAGAACUUCAUGAUGUAUGAUCAGGAUAGAAGUGGGACUGUAGAACCGCUUGAACUUGGCCAGGCUAUUACAUCAAUGGGGUACAGAUUGAGUGCUCAAGCUAUAAAUGGUAUUAUAAAGCGCUACUGCAAAGAUGGGAAGACUUACUUUGAUGACUAUGUUGCCUGCUGUGUAAAGUUGAGGGCAAUUACAGAUGCUUUCAGGCGAAGGGACAGCCUGCAGCAAGGAUAUGUGAACUUCAGUUAUGAUGAUUUUAUCCAGUGCACCAUGUCCAUUUGAACACAAAAUUGCAUUAUGGUGCAAAUACCAGUCAUGGAUUAAAACCAGUGAUUUAUAUUGCUGUGAAGAUAAACCAAGCCUACUUAAAACUGCAUAAAUGUCUAGUGGUUUUGUAUAUUUUUUCUUUUUUUAUUGUGUAAAAAAAAAAUAAAAAAGGAAAUUGGA
Messenger RNA from Pristis pectinata (smalltooth sawfish), 968 nucleotides. RefSeq names its product sorcin-like. Lineage: Eukaryota; Metazoa; Chordata; Chondrichthyes; Rhinopristiformes; Pristidae. The record is from RefSeq and is a predicted model, not a curated record. Gene Ontology annotation, molecular function: calcium ion binding. The coding region runs from base 159 to 803 and encodes 214 amino acids. The transcript has 8 exons.